CUCGAGUUUUGUACUCAAUAGUGUCAAAAAAUAUUUAUUAGUUUCAGUGCAAAAAAUAAUCUUAAAAAAAUAUUUAUCAGUGGCGUUCCUAAUUUAAAUUAUCGAAAUAAAUAAGUAUUCAUAUUUUUGAGAAGAAACCGCGAAAUGUAGUUUGUAUUUUGGAAAUCUAACAAAAUGAAAUGUGCAUUGGUUGAAGACCGUCGAAAGAAUGAUGCCCCAGGAAGAGUCUGAUGACGAUUAUCUCGAUGACCCAAUCCGGUUGAUAAGUAAUCCAGAAACCGGUGCAGACGUAGUCGAGACGAGAGUGGUACAAAUUGGAAAAGAACACAUCAAACUACCGGUAACGUUCUUUGACUUUCCUCGAAACAUACGCCUUUUAAACCAAUGUCUUUCGAUGUCGAUUAAAUUGGUCGACUGUGACAAGCACCCUUGGUAUUACAAGAACAAAGUGAAAACUCCAACUGAAACUAUAGUCAUCGACGAUGAUAGUAUAACGGAUUGUAUUAUUAUAGAAGAUAAAAAUGAGAAUAUGGAUUGCAAGUAUCAAAGCGUUAAUAAUGUCAAUAUAAGUGAAGCCAAUAAGAAACCGAAAAUCAGACCCGUUGCUACCCCGUAUCAGAAUCUUUUCGAUAACAGUAAGAAAAAUGCUUUGAAAGAAAAGUUCAUAAUAACUGAAAACAACUGGAAAGCCAAAGUGAUAAAAAAUCAUUCAAGCCAGGACAAAGGAGUACAAAUAGACUUUAAGAGAAAUGAAGGAUUGGUAGGUUUGAGGUUACAAUAUACAAAUAUAGGCGUGCUGAAAACAGCAAAAGACCGAACGGAAAAAGAAAUAAAAGAACCUAAAAACUGUAAUCCUGAUAAGCACAAAAGCAGUAAUGAUACUCCAAAGAGUUUAGUGGAGUUAAACAGUAAAAUCAGUUAUACUUCAAACAUCCAAGUUUCUAAAAAUUCAUUAGAUAAAACGCUUAAUACUAAAAGUAGUCUUCCAAAAGAAGCUAUUAAAGUUACGGAUGGAUGCGAAUUAAAUAAAAAAGAAUCGAAUUGCAUAAGGACAGACUUAAAAAGUCUUCAAGGGAUGAAGAUAUUAUCUAGUGAUGAAAAUUUGAAAUUAGCUACAAAAACACACAUUUCCAAUGCUACAAAAUACACUAAGGGUAAAAAGGAGUCCGAUAAAAGUAAAUGUGAUAAAUUGAAUAAUAAUUACAAACAUAAUAAAAACGUGAAUAAAAAGGACAGCAAAAGAAGUGCAAGUGAAAUAACUAAACUUUCAAAGAAAAAAGACAAGAAACAUGUAAAUAAGAAACACAACGGGUUUGAUAAGGUUCUAUUUAAACAACAGCAAGGUAAUCUGAAAACAUGUACAGACAAAAGUGACGCGACUAUACAUGUAACGACUAUAGCUUGUAGAGACCAAAUUACUAAUGAACAUAACUGUGUAGUACAGAAAGAUAAUGCUAAGAAGUUAUUUAGUCAUAAAGAGCAUGACACCUUUUCUAAACAAUCUACAAAACCAAUUGUGGCUUAUAAUCAAACAACUAAUGAACGUAACUGUGAAGCACAGAAAGAUAAUUCUAAAAGUACAGAUGCAACUUAUAAUCAAACUACUCAUGAACAUAACUGUGGAGCACAGAAAGAUGAACAGAAGUCUGUAGUACAAAAACAAAUUAUGGAGGGAGCAAGUAACAGCGUCGAGCCAAAUAUUACAAUUUCAGUGAAACCUACUUCUUCUGCUGAUAUUUCUAGCACGGCAAAUAAUUUAAAUGUGGGCCAGGAGAAGUCUGUAAACACUAAGGAAAAAAUGAUCGAAGAAUUAAGCAAAGUAGCUUUCUUAUAUAGUCCACCUCAAGGUCCAGUUAAAGAUUUAAAAAAAUCUCUACUCGAAACUGAUUUGCAUCCUCCAGCGUCGAAUGCAUCAAAUGAUGUGAAGAGAUCUAAACCCGCUCCGACAUCAAAGAAACCUAACCUUGGUCUUCAUUCUAGUAUGCCACAAUGCAAACCUCAAACCCUUUUAGUUCCUCAAAACGGGUAUUCGCCACCGAUUUUACCAAUUCCUACCUACCAAAGAAGCUUAGAAAUUUUAGCUAAAGCAAAUAUGGCUGAAGCUAGAAUGCCCGUAAAUUAUGAUGAGAAAGUCACCAGUAACAUAGUUCCUAGACAGUCAGAAAAAGUCACAAAAAGAAAGCUUUCUUUAGAAGACUGCAAAGUGGAUAAAGUGAAAAAGAUUUCAUUAGACGAGUAUAAAAAAAGAGCUUCGAAACAUGAUCAGCAAAGAGAGGAAGAAGAGACAUUAGAAGAUGAUGUUGCGAAAAAGAGGAUAAGAAGUGAAAGUACUGAUCAAGAUCUUGGGUAUGAUUCAGAUUCCACUGUGAAAUUGUGA
This is a messenger RNA of Pectinophora gossypiella (pink bollworm), 2377 nucleotides long. RefSeq lists its product as uncharacterized. The transcript has 5 exons. The coding region runs from base 209 to 2377 and encodes 722 amino acids. NCBI's taxonomy places the organism in Eukaryota, Metazoa, Arthropoda, Insecta, Lepidoptera, Gelechiidae. The record is from RefSeq and is a predicted model, not a curated record.